UUAACCAACGAACAAGCACUGAGGAUUGUCGAGAAUGGAAUCGAGACCAAUCGGGGCUUUGUUGAAGCCGAUAUUAUCAUGCUAGCCAAUGGCUUCUCCACAAAUACAUUCCUCGAAGGAGUUGAGGUUGUUAGGCGUGAGGAAACGUUGACUCAGCACUGGGAGUCGUUUGGUGGAGCCGAAGCCUAUAACUGCUCUGCCAUGAGUGGUUUCCCAAACUUCUUCAUGCUUCUAGGCCCCAAUUCAAUAACAGGUCACACCUCGGCUAUCAUGGCCGUUGAGAACAGUGUCAACUUUGUACUGCGUAUCCUGAAGCCUAUUCUUGGCAGCCCUAACGGAGUCGUUGAGUUUGACAGGGACGCCGAAGAGCGCUACGUCAAUCGCAUCCAGAAUGAUCUGUCUAAAACUGUUUGGAACUCAGGGUGCCAAAGUUGGUACAUUCAACCCCAUUCUGAGAACAACCGAGUAUGGAAUGCCAUGCUUUAUCCAUAUUCUCAAGGAUACCUAUGGUACAGGAGCUUGUUUCCCGUUUGGAGCGACUGGAAGAUC
This is a messenger RNA of Fusarium redolens, 549 nucleotides long. RefSeq lists its product as uncharacterized. NCBI's taxonomy places the organism in Eukaryota, Fungi, Ascomycota, Sordariomycetes, Hypocreales, Nectriaceae. The record is from RefSeq and is a predicted model, not a curated record. The transcript is spliced from 2 exons. The annotation marks the transcript as partial.